This is a messenger RNA of Periconia digitata, 654 nucleotides long. The record is from the annotation of a GenBank genome assembly. Lineage: Eukaryota; Fungi; Ascomycota; Dothideomycetes; Pleosporales; Periconiaceae.
UCAAACACCCCGGCAAUGCCUCCCCCGCGAACCCCUAUACCCAGCCUCUUCUCGCGACUGCGAACCGCAACCUCGCAACCACACCGACCCGACAGCACCACCCUGCACAGGUCUGUCAAACAUGUGAUCGCUGGGGGUAUCUUCACACACAUAUUCAUAUCAUACAUUGGGGGAGUUAGUUUUACACAUGGUAUCUCUAUGGUGCCGACUAUACCGUACAGCGGACAACCUGCUCCCUUCAUCAUCUACUCGAACCUGCACCGACGCGGUCGCAACAUCCAAGUCGGCGAUAUGGUUAUCUUCAAGCAUCCCACAAGGAGCGGCCAAACAGCGUUAAAACGCGUCAUUGGCCUGCCUGGCGAUUAUGUGAGCGUCGUGUCGGGCGCACGGGAUGAGGGCGAUCUAGGGAAGAAGGCCGAAGAUGGCGACUGGGCGAAUGUGAAGAACCAAGCUUUCAGGGUACCUGAAGGUCAUUGCUGGGUUGCGGGUGACAAUCUGGAUUGGAGCAGGGACAGCAGGGUACAUGGCCCGGUGCCGUUGGCGCUGGUGCAGAGUAAGGCUGUGGGUCUUCUCUUCCCAUGGAGAGAGCGGAGAUGGUUCAAGAACGGCCUGGGGGAUUCAAACGGGGUGGGGAAAGAGCAAGUCAUAUUGUAG